UAUCAAUUGUUUGGCGUAGCAAUCGCGAUGUAAAGCAGGGCUGGGCUGCAUCGCCCUCCGACAGAUGUUCCCUGCUCACACUUUGAACGACAAAACACGCUCGACAUGUCAACCUCCUGGUGAUAAUAACGAGCAGCAGCAGCACCGAAGCAGUUCGAGUGCUUCAAGAAAAGGCGUUGGUUGAAAGCGAUCGUACGGAGGAAAAACGGAGCAACGUUCUGCUCUGGUGAAAGUGCCGUAGCGGGAUGGCCCCGCGGGGAGAUUUGUCAAGCGGAGGGACAGCUCCUGAACACUCAUCACAUACGAACCCUUCCGAAGACGGGGCAGGUAUGGGAGACCCUCCAGAUGCGAUCCUUUCUGCGAGCACUGAGGCGAGGCCAAGCUGGAAAGUGCCCUGCACGGCUGCCAAGGACAGGACGUGCCAGAUAGUGGACCACCUUCCCAAAUUGAACAAGUUGCUCUGCUCGAUUGAGUUCCGACUGCGCGAGUUAUCGGAAGGACAUGGCCAGCUGGCUGUGGUGCUUUCCCACACUCUUGGAUUUACCUGUUUCGCCGAAGAAGGGAGGCGCCAAGCAUUCGGAUUGUUGGCUUGGCUGCUGAUGUCUCAUCCAUGCGUGACGUCCCUGUACGCGAACGAGGAUUUUCUUCGAGAAUUCCGGAGAGGCUUUCUUCGGGGAGUGCUUAACGACGGCAACUCCGCCUUGAAGUCGCUAAAACUAGACAAUCGGUCCGGUCAUCAUUCGGAAACCGUUGGAAAGAUUAUUGCCUCUACUGCACAGCUAGAAAGACUCGAAGUCCGGUCACAAGGCCUGGACAGAGAAAUUGCGACGGCCAUCGUGGAAGCCCUACGCACGAAUAUGCUGACAGUGCUGAACCUUACGGUUGGCAGCUAUACGAACGACGAUGCAGUCGAUGCCCUGCUGGAGGCUCUGAAGGCAAACUCUACCCUGCGAGAGCUGUCAGUGAACGAUAAUCUAUUUAGCGUCAGGUGUGGGAAGAAUGAAGGCAGCGUUCACGGAGUAUCUAGAAGCAAACUCAACGUUAGAAAGACUACGUAUUUAUUCGACGCAAGACGAUUUCCUGAAGUCUGUCCUGACGGGCAUGCGCACCAACAAGAGUGUAUCUAACCUUAAUUUAUUCUUUCGCUCCUUCAAUUCCGAAACAUUUAGGCUCCUGGAGGGCGUUUUCUCGGAAAAUGUGGUCUUGAGGAGCUUAACGAUCUCAAUCGUCAGUGAGCAUAUAGCGUCUGCUUGGGAGGAGGGUCUUGAAGGUUGGCUCAAGGGCCUCGCUCAGAACAGGGGGCUACAAUACAUGAGGUUCCCGUUCGUCAUUAAACCUCAAGGCGGCUGGUCCUCACUUUUCGAAGCCGUGUCUACACACAGAAGCCUGAAGGAGGUUGUCGUGGAGCUGUUAGACCCGCAUUACUAUGAAGUGCCAGGUUUCAAUGACUAUGGACGGCAAGACAGGCUCUAUUACGCUCUGCUUGACGCGUGCAAGAUCCUUGAGAACAGCGGUGCUAAAGACAAGGUAAAAUUCGUGUUUAAGGCGUCAUGCCCGUAUACUCUGGACAACGACGCUUCUGUGCCUCGCCCUUUUUCGCUUCCCGUUGAAGCAAUGACAAGGCCGUCGAUGGAUCUAUUGGAACAGUCGCUCUCUAUCGCAAGUUGCCGAAUGACCGAACUGCGAGUCGAGCUGCCGUUCUUGAGACGGAAUUCAUCGGCUGUUGUCCAGUACAUUAAGGAAACGACCACGUUGCGAAAACUGUUUCUCAGUGAUCGCAUUGAACUGAACGAGGCGGGUAUGGACAGUAUCUGGUCAGCCAUUUUGGAGUCGCUAUCAGAGAACGCUAGCAUAAGGGAGGUCACCGUCUACGCAAGGUCUGACUGCGCUGAAAGCCUGGAACGUCUCGGCGAGAUAGUGAAAUCUAGCCGGACAAUCAGAGCGCUGAACAUAUAUGCGCUUCAGAGUUUACAAAUGGUGCCUCGCUACGCCGGCCGCUCGCCUAUUGAAAUUUCUAGCAACUACAGUCUCUGCAGCUUCAGACUCUUGCCUGACCGCGACAUGAUGGGGAUGUGGGCAUUCGACUGGUCCGCUUGGUACAACACGGCGUGGCGGAACUCUGGCAUCGUGGCACGGGCAGCUCGUUUUGUGAAAUGCACCAUGUGCGACAGGCGCUGUGCCGGUGCCUUGGAAACCGUCUCCCGUCAUCCGGCACUGAUGGAAGAACUUGCCGAAGUGCUCUCCUUGAGCGAUGCCGAGCUGGCAUCCCUGGUUCGAACUCGACUCAGGGAGAUCCAGAAUGUCCACGACUUCAUGCGACUGGCUGGUGUCGUGAAAGACACGGUCACUUGUCAACCACGCGAGGACGGGCGCAAGCAGUUGCACGACCUCAACGAAUACUGCUGGGGGCACGUGAGGCGAUACCUGCUGUUCGACGACGUCCGCGACUCCUUCGAGACCGCCCACUAUGUUGCUCUACAGUGAAUUCCGUGGAGUUUCCUAUUGAGAACACUCGAGGGAAAUCUGGUGCGAGCACUCGUGUGGCCCCGCGAAUGCAGAUUUGGAAGUGUGGAAGUCACUGGCAGAAGGCGGAGUCGCACGUGUUUAUAUGCAGUCGCCUGGGAUGUCUUGAAGGCGAAAGCCAUCUUCACUUUUUUUUUCUUCUCAGUCGAUUGUGUUCACCUCCCCCCCCUCCCCCAAAGCUUUCUUCACCUAACGUGAAUUUGCGAUCUUUGACGUCGUCAUGGCCAUGGCCGUUGGCAGGCGGGGUGCAAAAGGGGCACUUGCCCUUCCCUAACCACACCAGCCCUUGCCCACCAUUUAAGCCGCACCAACGCCCCCCCCUUCCUCACUGCGAUGUGUAUCCCAACCAAGACAAGGUCUUGCUGACGCCCAUGAUCAUAUAUGACUUCACAGGAUGAUAUUUUACACCACUUCCUGUUCACACCGGCGGCGGUCACUUUUCGCCUUAGAUCAGGCUGUUGUGUCUGGGUAUUUGGAUCCAUCCCACCGCUGCAACCCGUUGUUGCGACCGGUUAUUUGGAUCCGUCCCUCCUCGGCAAUCGGGUUGUUGCUACGAUAGGGCAGCGUCGUACCCGGACUCCGUUUGGUAGUGUAGUCGAGUCUCCGGGUUGAGGAACUGAUGCUAACAAGAUGGGAAAACAAUAACAAGUUUACUGGCACUUUUCGUACACUCAAUUACAUCGUGACAAGGUCAGAGUACAGCGACAAGCGAAUUGGAUGAGCCUGUUACCGAGGGCUCAGAGCCCCAUUUCUCACUUAGCACCGUCGUUUUAACCCCUCAGGCUGGCUCCUCCUUCUUGAUGACCACCAAGGUCAUUAAAAGGUCAUUAAACACACGCUGACCAUUGCCGCUUGCAGGAGUCAUUUGUUGGUUUUUGCAAUUGGUGCAGGACCUGGCAAAUGAGCAUUAACUUAAAAAAAACCGUAUUUAUGUCCUUUUGCAAUAAAUCUCCGUCUGCGUUUGAUUACUCUUUCGAUAACCGUGCAGUAAAUAGGGUUUUCGAGUAUAAGUAUCUAGGAGUCAUUUUUACUCAUAAUAUGACAUGGUCCAAGCACAUUGACUAUGUAUGUAACAAAGCAUUAAAAAAACUAGGCUAUCUACGUCGCACUCUAUCUAAAUCUCCGAAGGAAACUAAGCUU
Molecule: messenger RNA, 3663 nt
Organism: Rhipicephalus sanguineus (brown dog tick)
Lineage: Eukaryota; Metazoa; Arthropoda; Arachnida; Ixodida; Ixodidae
Exons: 3
Coding region: 1000-2484 (494 amino acids)
Source: RefSeq, a predicted model, not a curated record